UGGACAGGUAAUAUAAAUAAUAUUUUGCAUAGAGUUUUUUGUGUUAUAUUUAGGUAUAUAAUAUUGCCCUAAAUUUAGGUAGAAAUUGUAAGACGCGGCAACCUUUUAUUUAUACACGUGCCGCCACUGCCGCCUCGCCUGUCCGCGCCUCACCGUGUGCGUCGGCUCGAUGUUCGAUUAUUUUAUUUUUGACGGGUAGGUUUGUUAAGUCGGUACGUCGUGUACAGUUAAAAGACAUUUUCCUAAGUUUUGGCUGUGUAAUUUCUAAAUUUAUUGUCAGUAUAGUGAAUAGUGAGUGUUAAAAUCUUGUUUGCACGAUUGUUUACGACAGGAAAAUUGAAUUAAAACAUUUCCGUUUGGUUUGCCUGAUGCUCGGUCUGAUGUAUGACGAUGAUGAUAUGUUGCUUAUGUUAUAUUGGCUUUAUCGUAGAAGACGAAAUAGAAAUAGGACAUAUAGCGUUGAAUCUCAAGAGAGCGCUGAAUCUCAAGAGAGCGCUGAAUCUCAGGACAGCGUCGAUUCUCAAGACGAUCCCGACCUAGGUAAUGUGAACAACAUACGAACAGAUGCGAAAGAAAGCGACUGCAUCGGAAACCGCUCGGCAAACCCGACACGCCUAUUGAGUGGUGUAAAUACACCAGUCGUUUAGUCCGGAAGCCCUUGCUGUGUCGUAUUCAUUUGCUGAAGCUCGCUGGUGUGACAUAGUGCGUGGUUAUAUGUUCGUUUUUAAAAACGCGUGUAGGAUUUUUGUUGAACUUUCGAACUGUUAUUUCUAAGUUUUGGUAAUUUGUAUAUUUAAAAUGGGAUACAAAUGUGUUUAUUUAUACUGUUCUACAAAAACCGGAGGAGGAAAAUCACUUUUUAGGUUCCCAGAGGAUAAGUUAAGAGCAAAGGCCUGGCUUAAGGCUGCUGGAAGAGAAGAUCUUCAGGAAAAAAAUUUAAAAAAUUAUAAAUUGUGCGAAGAUCACUUUGAAACCAAAUUUAUUUCGGUCUCGUCAUCUGGUUUUAAACGAUUGUAUGAUACUGCUGUGCCGACAAAAUUUCUCAAACCAUCGUCAUCAAGAAAUGAGGAUAUUUUUGAAGAGCCCCCUGAAAAGAUUACAGUUUUGUCAGAUAUACCUCUGGAUGUCCUUCAACGACCUUUCGGGGUUACGCCCGAUAAAGAAUAUGUUACCAAUAUCUCCGAGGAAAUGGUAACUAGUGAAUUAAGCAUUGAUACUGGAUCCACUUGUCUUGCUGCAUCUCCUUUGAUAUCGCCGAUGUCUACUCAAACGCCGUCGACUUUGACAUCUAACACUCCUCGGAAAAGUAAAUUAAAAUCUGAUCCGAUUGCAGAUGCACCAGAAUUAGUCAAUGUGGCGGAAAUAAAAGCAGAAAUAGACGAUCCAGAUUUAGUGGAUCCUGCACAGUUUACUGAUGAUCCAUCAGUUCAUAUUAAAGUAGAAGUACCGGAUGAGCUGUAUGAACCUAAACAUAUACCUGAUAUUGAUACUGAAGAAUCCAAAAUUGACCCAUCAUGCCUUAAUGAGGUGCUGUCACUGGUACCUUAUUCAGAAACGUCUUCGUCCGAUUCGGAUAUUGUGCUUCCUCCGAUUAUGCCAGAAAAAAGUAAAAUUUGCAGAAAGCGGCCUCAGAGUGAUAAAUCGGAUUGGUUGGCGGUAAAAAACAAAAUUCGACGUGAAAAAGGCCAAUCUUACCUUGGUCGCAUAAAACUCACAGAUAAUAAUAAGUGGAGUUAUGAGAAGCCCAAAGAGCCUCGAAAAAUGAAAGAAAGAUGUACGUGCCAGAAAAAAGAAAAGGGUGUAAUGAAAUGUGCAACAAUAUCAGAAAAUGACAGGAAAAAACUAUUCGAUCACUUCUGGGCACAGCUAACCUGGGAUGAAAAGAGAGUGUAUAUCAACAAUACAGUAAUUCUUGUACCAACCCAACGACAUCGGCAUAGAAAAAUCGAAAACCAAUCUAGAAGAUCCCAAUCUCUGAGUUACCACUUAAGAGUUGAGGAUGAUAAUGUGCGGAAAACUGAUACCGCAUUACCUAAAAAAAGACCAGCUUCUGAGCAACUCAGUGAGGAAAAUUGCCUAUCGAAAAAAUUAAAAACGACCAUCAAGAAAGAAGAUUCAACCAUCGAGGAUUCGACCAUUGAGGAUGAAGCAUAUGUGUUGGCUCAAUCUUGGGCCAGAAAAUAUCGAGAAUUACGACCUGGUCAGCAGUUGCUUGCGAAGAAAGCCAUAGAGGACAUUUUAUCUACAGCAAAAUGUGACGCACUACUUGAGAAUUCAGUUAUUAUUAACGGAGGUUUAAGUUUACCUUGUGCGGGAACAUCUACAAAUUUGUAGGCUUAAGUAGUGAUAUUUUUUCGGUAUUAAGUAUAUUAAGACAGCAUAAUACAGAGUACGUUUAAGUCUGUCUAAUAAGAGACAAAAAGUUCAACAGAAGGAAAAGCUCAACAGAAGACAGCCAAAAGAUGACAGAAAAUGUAAACUAUGUGUGUUUUGUUUUAAAUGAUUUUGAUUUAUAGUAUAACCACAAAAAGUAUAUAAAUACUGCUCAAAGAGAUAAUACGAUGAUAAUUUUCUGGUGUAUUACAUUAUUUACAGUUUCGGUUGUCUGUAAUUUUAAUUCAAACGUAAUUACAUAUUUGUCAGUAGUUUUUCAUAUUUUUGCUCAAAUUUUUGGAUGUUUUCUCUUGAAACCAUCCUUUUUCUUGUUGAACCGUUGAACAAACUUCAUACUUUUUGAAAGACAUUUUCUUAAUAUUUUGUUUUAAUAAAUUCUAAGGUUUAGUGAUUUAAACUGUGAUGUUAACUUUAAACAAAUAGAUGUUUAACCGAUAUUGUUCGUGUAAAAUGACAACAACUUCUGAAACCCAAAUUGAUGCAUUGUUAAACAGGAUUUAGACUACAAUAUUAAGAGAAAUGAAAUGUAAUAUUCAGCUUUGAUCAAUAAUAUUAAAAAUUAUACUAAUACCUAUAGUCCUUACUCUCUGAUGUAUAUAUGUAUAUAUUUUUAAUUGUUAUAAUAGGGUCCUUAGUUUCUUAAUUAUGUUCUGAAAAAGUUGUUCUUCCAAUAAUAUCUAUAGUCUUAAUAUCUAAUAUCUUAUUAAGGUAUGUUGUCAAAUUAAUACAUAUUCUCUCUGGAAAGAUUAUUCAAAUGUUCUGGAUUCAAACCUUAUUUUCAUAUUAUAUGAAUUCUAUUUUUUUAUUCAUAUACUUACCAUUUAUAAGCAUAUUUGAUGUUAACAGUUUAAUUUCGUUAUGUGUGAAAGUUUAUAUUUAUGUUUUUACAGAUGUAAAAUGUUCUCUACACUAGAAAACUACUUAUAUUUUUUAUUAAAUUCUAUAAAUAAUUUCUGUUUUU
Molecule: messenger RNA, 3355 nt
Organism: Sitophilus oryzae (rice weevil)
Lineage: Eukaryota; Metazoa; Arthropoda; Insecta; Coleoptera; Curculionidae
Exons: 11
Coding region: 799-2334 (511 amino acids)
Molecular function (GO): sequence-specific DNA binding
Source: RefSeq, a predicted model, not a curated record